GACUGGCCACUGCCGCUCCCGUUCCCAUCGCGACGGGCCGUGCUGUGCCCCGGCUCAACGCCGCCGUAGCUCCCGGCCACCGCUCUCACUCCGGUCCCGCUGUUGGCUGCCGGCGCCAUGAGCGGGCUGGGGCCGCAGCGGGAGCUGGAAGAGGCCGCUGCCCUGGAGCGCCGGCGGCGGCGGGAGCUGCUGCGGCGGGGCCGCAUCUUCAACGCACGGAUCCGCACCAUAGGGAUUGAUAAAGAUGCAUUGGAUGCACAGGUCAAGGAGAGGAAAAUUCAAGAAGCAACUGAAAAAGCAGAACAUGAAAGAUUUGCUCAUGAUAUGAAGAAAAACGACAAGCUCAUGUGUCUGUUGGAAGAACGACAGAAAAAUGAAAUCAAAGACUUGAAUAGGGCUCUCGUUGAAUUUCAGAAGAAUUUUCAGAAACCAGAAACAAGACGUGAAUUUGACCUGAAUGAUCCACAAGCCCUAAAGAAAGACAGACCUGCUCGAGUUUCAGACGAUGAUCCUCGGUGUUCUAUAUCUGGCAUGCAGAAGUUUAUGGGUGAAGACUUAAACUAUGAUCAGAGGAUGAAGUUUCAGAAGGAGCAGUUAAGGGAGUGGUCUCUUCAGCAACAGAAAGACUGGAAAAAUGCAUUAGCUGACCAAAAAUUGGCAGAUGAUCUUUAUGACAAGUUCAGGGUUGAACUUGACCGAAAGAUUAUGGAGGAACAAAAAAAAGAAGAGGAAAGCAGGCGUGCAGUUUGUACAGCUACUAAAAAUUUCAAUAGAAUCCAGGCUGCUGAACUAGAUCAUAAAAAUGAAUUGGAAAAGGCUCAAAAAAUAAAAGAUGACAUGAAUGAAAUUACCUGCCUCCUUCGAGGAGACUUCCUUUCUGAAAACCCUGACCAAGCAAUCGGUCCCUGGGGUAAACAUAAUGUGCUUGUGGAUCGAUGGAAGGGAAUGACUCGGGAGCAGCGGUUGGCAAUUCGUGAAUUUCAAAAGGAGCAAGCUCUGGAGAAUCUGAGAGUAAGAGAGCAGGAACGCCAAAGAGAUGCUGAAUGGGACAGGCAGCGUCUACAGGCUGCAAGAGCCCAAUUGCUUUGGGAGCGGCACCAGCAGCGGCAGAAUCAGGAGCAGCGCAGAGGUUUAGAUGUCUUGAACGCAGCGCUCUCUCAGGAGCAAAAAGCAAGGAACAUUUAUCUUAAAGAGGAAGAAUAUUCAAAUAUUCCAACAGAUGAGUUUUAUGCACAGUUUAAUACCACCACCCGGUGACAAUCUGGAUUAAUCAACCUGAAUUAUACAGAAGUAUGUAGACACAUUAAAAUUUUCAGUUGAGCAAUUCCACAUUUUAUUGUUUUUAUCUGUUCCCUGCCAUGUUUAAACACUGCACUCAAACUAAAGGAUGGUCUGGUAGGCCAGAUCUGUUCUAAGAAAAGAAAAACAGUUGUAAUGAUUUUUAAACAUGAUUGUUGUUCUGAAAGAGCUAGUAGAUUAAGUAGUAGGUUGUUUGACUCUUGUGUCUCAGGCUUAGCUGUAAUAUUUACAUUAUUCAUUCCUAUAGGAAUCAAUUUCUGCAAAGAAAUGUGAAUUUUAACUGCAGCGCUACUUUAUGCAACUUGGCCAGAGGGGAAUGCUGCCUCACUUAGUGAUGCACUUCUCUGGGAGGGAAGAAAGGUGGCCUAGACAGAAAAUUUUGGGUUGCUUUGUUUGUGGUUUGUUUUUGGGUUUUUUGUUUUGGAUUUUCUUAAAGCAAAAAAACCCAGCCAGACACUAAGACAAGAAAAAAGGAAGAAGUAAUCAAGUUAGUCAGAAACAUUGCUUUUAUUUUGUGAACAGUGGGAGUAGGGAGAUAAGAGUUCAAUAGUCAUCAAGGUGUUUAGUGCACUGAGGCAUGGCACUUAACAAAAUGUGUGUUAGAGUUAGUCUGGAAAAGCAGGGGGGGAAAGUAUUCCUACAUACACCCCCACACUUUGGAAAUAACGGAGGAGGUUUCAGAUAAUGUGCAGCUGAAGGAGAGUGGGGACAAUUCACAGGUAUUAGGGAAGAGGGGUGAAAAAGCAAGUGUGCACCAAACAAAGUCAAGGAAAAAAUCUCAGCUUGUGCAGAGUAAUUCAGGGAACCCGUGUACUUCCUGUCUUCAUGGUGACAAUAUUGGCUUAGCAAUUAAAGUGCCAGUCA
Messenger RNA from Catharus ustulatus (Swainson's thrush), 2163 nucleotides. It is a transcript of the gene RIBC2, whose product is annotated as RIB43A domain with coiled-coils 2. NCBI's taxonomy places the organism in Eukaryota, Metazoa, Chordata, Aves, Passeriformes, Turdidae. The transcript is spliced from 7 exons. The coding region runs from base 118 to 1257 and encodes 379 amino acids. The record is from RefSeq and is a predicted model, not a curated record.